This is a messenger RNA of Cucurbitaria berberidis CBS 394.84, 2028 nucleotides long. RefSeq names its product cytochrome P450. NCBI's taxonomy places the organism in Eukaryota, Fungi, Ascomycota, Dothideomycetes, Pleosporales, Cucurbitariaceae. The transcript is spliced from 5 exons. Gene Ontology annotation, molecular function: oxidoreductase activity, acting on paired donors, with incorporation or reduction of molecular oxygen; iron ion binding; monooxygenase activity. The coding region runs from base 201 to 1808 and encodes 535 amino acids. The record is from RefSeq and is a predicted model, not a curated record.
CGCUAGGGAGGAAGGGAGCCAAUGGAAGAGAGGUGUAGUGCGUUUGGCCUGCUAGUCCUGACUGAAUCUGCGCAGCGAUGUUUCCAUAUUGCGAAGGCGUGACCUGUGUGAUAUCUUAAUCGGUGAGGUUACCAUACCUGAUAUAUACACACUGUUGCUCGUCUAGUGCAAGGCCAAGUCAACGCCCAGUUCCCGCUAUCAUGUCUCUCACAUUUUACACUUUUAUAGCCACCCUGGUGGCUCUGGCUGUUUAUCGACUCAGCAAGGUUGGUCGUAGGCCAGUGGGUUACCCUCCCGGGCCCCCUACACUGCCAUUAAUCGGGAACCUCCACUUGAUGCCCAAGGAGAAAGCCCAUCUACAGUUCCAGAAAUGGGCGGAAGAAUAUGGCCCAGUGUACUCGCUUAUUCUUGGUACAAAGGUAAUGAUUGUGCUAUCCUCGGACCAGGCAAUCAAGGAUCUGUUGGAUAAGCGAAGUGGCAUAUAUUCCUCGCGUCCAGAUAUGUAUAUCGGUCGGGUCGUGAGCGGCGGCCUACGCAUGCUACUGAUGGAAUACGGUGGAACCUGGCGCAUGAUUCGUAAGAUUGUUCAUAACAACUUAAACAUCAAGGCAGCGAGGACGUACGUUCCAUACCAGGACCUAGAGAACAAGGCCAUGCUUGUUGGCUUCCUGGAGACGCCAGACCUGUUCAUUGAGCACAUUCGGCGAUACACGAAUUCUUUGACAACCCAGAUGAUCUUUGGUUUCCGCACAACGAGCAUCCAUGAUCCCAAGCUGAAGCAGCUCUUUGACGGGUUUGAAAAAUUCAGCAAGGUCACUGGAACGCAGACCGCAGCGCUUCUUGAUCUAUAUCCCCUCCUUCGAGCACUACCAGACAUUGCGCUUCCGCUGCGGCGAUACGCAAAGAAGCUGCAUGAGAAGGAAAAUGAACUAUAUGUUGGCCACUGGCUAAACGUGAAGCAGGCCAUCAAGAAAGGCACGGCCAGGCCAUGUUUCUGUCUUGAUCUAGUUCGUGCCCAAGAUGAGGAGGGUUUCUCAGAUUCCCUCGCAGGCUACGUUAGCGGCUCGCUCCUGGAAGCAGGUUCCGAUACAACGGCUGCGACGCUUGUUGGCUUCAUUCAGGCAAUGGUGUUGUUUCCAGAGGUUGCGAAAGCCGCCCAGGAAGAACUUGAUCGUGUUUGUGGGACCCGCUUUCCGACCCUAGAUGAUGAGCCAGAUCUACCCUACAUUCGUGGCUGCGUAAAGGAGAGCAUGCGCUGGAUGCCAACCGACAUAUUGGGCGUUCCGCACGCUGUUAUCCGUGACGAUGAGUAUAUGGGCUAUAAGAUCCCGAAAGGCGCAGGUGUCAUGUGGAAUGUCUGGGCGAUUCAUAAUGAUCCUAAGCGGCAUCCUGAUCCGCGACGCUUCGAGCCUGCCCGCUAUGCCAACGAUCACCAGACUGCGGCGGAGGCAGCGAAUAACUCAAAUGCUGCAAAGCGCGAUCACUUUGUGUUCGGUGCAGGUCGACGUUUGUGUCAAGGGAUGCAUAUUGCUGAGCGGUCGCUGUUUCUUGCCAUAGCGCGUCUACUAUGGGCGUUUGACUUUCACACAGCACGCGGUGCUAAUGGUAACGAGAUAAUUCCAGACGCAGGUGACCUAACAGAGGGAAUGCUAGUACAACCAAAGCCGUUUCAAGCUAGAAUCGUGCCGAGAAACAGCGACAAAGCUGCACGCGUAGAGUCGGAGUGGAGCCAGAUGGUAGAUUUACUAGAUUAUAACCUUCAGUGGAAGGUGCCCCCUAAGGGACUUAUUUGGAAAGAAUAUAACUAGGCUAAGCAACAUUAAUAGCGUUUAAUGAUUAAGGUUAUUUAAUGAAAACAAAACUACUUAGGUAGCUAAUUCUUACUGCUAGGGGUAGAUUCCUCAAGUUUGCUAUUUUUUUGCAUACUGCUGAAUAAAGUCAUGAAGUUCCUUUAGAGAGUCCGUUGGCCUCCUUAUCAUAUACCGACUCUGUGUGUCCUCGAAUGGUGCUAGUUCAAGGAUCUUUUGU